Messenger RNA from Erigeron canadensis, 2225 nucleotides. RefSeq names its product DEAD-box ATP-dependent RNA helicase 47, mitochondrial. Gene Ontology annotation, molecular function: RNA helicase activity; RNA binding; ATP binding. Lineage: Eukaryota; Viridiplantae; Streptophyta; Magnoliopsida; Asterales; Asteraceae. The record is from RefSeq and is a predicted model, not a curated record. Bases 151 to 1833 code for a protein of 560 amino acids. The transcript is spliced from 3 exons.
UUUUCAGCCCUUCCAUUCUAUCUCUGUCGCCGCCGGCCGUUUAACCGGAGUCUUUAUCUUCCCGUAGGACGUUUACCCAUUUACAGGUUUGGCUACAAUGAAUGGAUAUUGAACAUUUGAACUUGUUAACUCAAAGAAGUGUUAGGAAAAAUGGCAGCUUUAGUAGCAACUCGUUUACUUUUUCUUAUUGGAGAUGCUUUACCCAUAAGAAAGCUCCCAAAGAUUUCUAGGGCUGUUUCAUUUCACAGGAGUGCUUGUGUGUUAAGAGGGUUUGGUAGUACAGAUGGCCCCUUAACUCUAAAAAGCCUCGGUUUUAGGGAUGAGGAUGAAACAAUGGCCACAUUUGACAAAAAUAAUGUUACACAAACGGUUUCCACUCCUCAGGUUUUCGUAGGUCAUGUCGAAGAAGUCAGAAGCAAGCGAGUCAAGGUCAAAACAAAAGCCAUUGCUAUCGAAAACCCUGUUGAACUUGACUCAGCCCCGUUUUCUGCAAAAUCAUUUUUGGAACUCGGUCUUCCUCCAUUGCUGAUUGAGGCACUAAAUAGAGAAGGUUUUGAAGUUCCGACUGAUGUACAGUCUGCAGCCAUCCCAACAAUCCUUAAAAGUCAUGACGCUGUGAUUCAAUCAUACACGGGGUCUGGAAAAACAUUGGCAUAUGUUCUUCCAAUACUCUCAGAAGUGGGCCCACUGAAAAGUUCACCCAUUGACAACAAAGAAGCUAAAAAGAAAGCUGAUAUUGAAGCGGUGAUCAUUGCACCUUCACGAGAGCUUGGUAUGCAGAUUGUGAGAGAGAUUGAGAAGUUACUGGGACCUGAAAAUAAAAACUUUGUCCAACAGCUUGUAGGGGGUGCAAACCGGUCAAGACAAGAGGAGGCUUUAAGAAAAAACAAGCCCGGUAUAGUUGUCGGGACACCCGGGAGGAUCGCUGAGAUCAGUUCUGCUGGGAAGCUUCACACCCAUGGAUGUCGAUUUCUAGUUUUAGAUGAAAUUGAUCAGCUUCUAUCAUUUAAUUUUCGAGAAGAUAUGCAUCGAAUAGUUGAACACGUUGGGAAGAAAGCCGAUUCGGGCAGGGCUCAGAACUCGGAAAGUGUAAUCAAGAAACGCGUUGAAAGACAAACGAUCAUGGUUUCUGCAACGGUUCCAUUUGCAGUAACAAGAGCGGCUCGGAGUUGGGGUCGAGACCCGUUUCUUGUGCAAGCCAAUAAAGUGGGGCCACUUGAAUCUGUCCCUCGCCCAGCUGGCCCUGUUAACUUGUCAUUGGGACCCAACUCUACUUCGAAUCCAGGGUCAGAUGUGCAGCAGAGUAAUGCGGUUUCCGAUAGUCUACCACCAUCUUUAAAACAUUACUACUGUCUUUCAAGACUGCAACAUAAGGUUGACACCGUGAGAAGAUGUGUGCAUGCUCUUGAUGCAAAAACAGUAAUAGUUUUCAUGAAUCACACACGACAACUGAAAGACGCUGUUUUUAAGCUACAAGCUCGUGGGUUGGUUGCAGAAGAGUUACAUGGUGAUCUUGGGAAGCUUACAAGAUCAACCAUCUUGAAGAAGUUCAAGAAAGGUGAAAUACGGGUACUGGUGACAAACGAGCUAUCGGCUAGAGGUCUAGAUGUAUCAAACUGUGAUCUUGUUGUUAAUGUGGACUUACCUACCGACUCAGUUCAUUAUGCACAUCGGGCUGGAAGAACGGGUCGACUGGGCCGAAAGGGUUCUGUUGUCACCAUCUGCGAAGAGUCAGAAGUUUUCGUGGUCAGGAAGCUUCAGAGGCAGCUUGGGGUUCCAAUUCAGUCUUGUGAAUUUGCAGAUGGGAAACUUGUAAUUGAGGAAGAGAAGUAGAAUUUCAAGAGAUACUGGAGACAACGCUUUUCUCUGAACGCGGUUGGAUUGCUGCUGCUUCUUCAUCUUCAGGUAGUUCAUCAAGUGACUCGAUUGGCUUGAUGUAAAUUCCAAUUGCAAACACGCGUGAUUCUUUGUAUACGGUUCCAUGAAAUCCUAAGAAAGAUGAUCUAUGUCCAAAAUCAUAGGUAAAUGUAUUGGUAGUACCAGUGGCGGCUCGAGGUUUUUAGAGGCCUCAAACGAAAUUAAUUUUGGAGGCCUAAUCCAUUACCAUAUAAAUUAAAGUAAAUAAAAAAAAUAGCUGACUUUUGUAUGCAGAUAUUGAUACAAAAACUAAAAAGGCAUUACUGUAAUGUAGAUUAUAUAAUGUUAGUCCAAAAUCCAUACAAUAA